GCUUCAUCGUUUGAAAAAUUCUGUGCUUGCUUAGGAGAUAAGCGCCAUUGUUGGGAGUUCGGCGCGAAGCGAUGAUUUAAUAUAAAAUAUCAUUUUUAAAGCUUUUAUUUUAUCGUGCAAAGGAGCAGAUUAUAUCAGGUACACGUUGCCCAAGUCAACAGAAGAUAUGGCGCAGCGUGUUCUUGUGACUGAUGGUUCUGCUGCAUCCAAACGGACCUCCAGAGUCCGCGUGGCGGUUCGUCUGAGGCCCUACAUGGACAAACAGGACGAGAAAGGAGAAGGGCCCUGUGUUCGAGGCCUGGGGCCACAGAAGCUGGAGAUUAUCAACUGGAGAAACGCCACUGAAACCCUUCAGUACCAGUUUGAUGCAUUUCAUUGUGAAAAGACGAGUCAGCAGGAAGUGUUUGUGUCUUCAGUAAAGCCCAUUCUUUCUCAUAUCCUUGGUGGUCAGAACGCCAGUGUCUUUGCUUAUGGACCCACUGGAGCAGGAAAAACGCACACAAUGCUUGGCAGUCAGGAACAGCCAGGAAUAAUUCCCAGAGCCGUCAGAGAGGUCUUCAAUCUGGUGGAAGCACAGGAGAAAGGACGGGAUUCUUGGGAAUACUCUGUUGGGAUGUCAUACCUGGAGAUCUACAAUGAAAAGGUGCUGGACCUGUUGUCUCCAGGUUCUCAGGAUCUGCCCAUCCGUGAAGACAAGGACAGAAAUAUUCUGAUUCCCGGACUAACGCACGUUCCCCUCUCGUCCUUCUCUGACUUUGACAGUCAUUUUAUUCCUGCGAGUUUAAAUCGGACCACGGCCUCCACUAAACUCAACCAGCGCUCCAGCCGCAGUCACGCUGUCCUCCUUAUAAAGGUUGUGAAGUCCCAGCGUGGGCCGCCACACAGACAACAGACAGGAAAGCUUUAUCUCAUCGACCUUGCUGGAUCAGAGGACAACCGGCGCACAGGAAAUCAGGGUAUUCGUCUGAAAGAGAGCGGAGCCAUUAAUCUGUCCCUGUUCACUCUCAGUAAGGUGGUGGAUGCCCUGAACGCAGGGGUGGGUGGACGUGUGCCCUACAGAGACAGUAAACUCACCCGUCUGCUCCAGGAUUCUCUGGGUGGCUCCGCGCAUUCGGUCAUGAUCACAAACAUCGCACCGGAGUACAGAUACUACUUUGACACCUUCUCCGCUCUUAACUUUGCUGCUAAGUCCAAGCAGAUUGUCAAUCGGCCCUUUGUCAGGGAAACCGUUUUGGCUCCUGCUAUCGCUUCUGUAAAGAGAGCUCGAGAUGAUCAGGAAGCUGGAGGUUCAGGUGAGCCUCAGCAUAAAAAGUCUAAAGAAGUGAAGAAGCCUGAGCAGAGCGUGUCUCCGGUCGCUCAUCCUCACAGUUCACCAGAUUCAUCAGUUCUGGACAGACUUAUAGCUCUGGAGAAGAUGAUGAUGGGUUCAGCUGAGAGAGAGAGACUCAAUCUGCUCAAAACUGUGGCUCAGUCUCGAAAAGAGAUUCAGAUGUUAAAGGAGAAACAAAAGGAACUAGAGAAUAAGGCCAACAUGUUUAAUAAGAAUGAAAUGCAUGAGGAGUCCAGAGAGGUGUCGCUCUUCAAAACCGAUCUGCCACCACUGCAAAGGAAGCAGUCCACAGCGGCACGACCUCGCAAACAACAGGCUGUGGUGACUCCUCUGCAGGUUUCUCAGGUUCAACCUUUACAGUGUGCUGUGUUGUGUAAACCCUCACAAACUCUGGACAAGAAGAAACGUCUUCAAACAGUGAUGGGUGAGGGGAAGGAGAAUGGAGGUACAGAUCCUCCUCAUACUGAAGAUGUGAACUGGGAGACUCGUCUGGAUUCAGAGAUACUGGAACGGUCCAGGACGAAAAUCCUACAGACCCUUAACUCCGGCUCUUUGAAAGAGCUCAAAAGCCUUCAGCUUAUAGGAGACAAGAAGGCCAAGCUGAUCAUGGGCUGGAGGGAGAUUAAUGGUGACUUCACACAGGUGGAUGACCUGAAGAAAAUUGAAGGCAUUACAGCAAAACGCUUCUCGUCUUUCAUAAAGGCUAAUAUUCUCAGUAGUCUGGGGAAGUGAGGUGUGGAUGGAUCUGCUGUCAUCAAAGAAGCAUUUGUACAGACUUUGUGUUUUUAUUUUUUUAUGCACAUUGUGUACAUUUAUUUUUUAUUCUAAGCUUUUGUGUAUACUUUGGUCUUGUUUUCAGUGUUUUCUUAUAUCUUUCCUGCAUACAUAUGCAACAUUUUCUUAAGUAUUUAACUCUCAUGUAUUUUUUAAGAGUUUUGCUUCAUUGGUCAUGUGGCACUGAAUAAAUGCUGUCAUGAUACUCCAAUGUGCUUCAGGUUUGAUUUUAUCAUGUUUGUAGAAUGUGUAGAAACUGUUUAGUUUCUAUACAUAAUUUUUCCUAAAAUCAUCAUAGUUAAAUCCAGAUUUGGCUAUGAGAUCAGGAAUAGUUUAAUGAUCCACUGUUUUAAGAAUGUUGCAUGCUAAUGGUAAAGAUUUUAAUUGAUAUGGCCAUUUCUCUCUUAUUAAAGACCUUCUUUGUGUUUUUGAA
Messenger RNA from Misgurnus anguillicaudatus (oriental weatherfish), 2537 nucleotides. It is a transcript of the gene kif22, whose product is annotated as kinesin family member 22. Gene Ontology annotation, molecular function: microtubule motor activity; microtubule binding; ATP binding. NCBI's taxonomy places the organism in Eukaryota, Metazoa, Chordata, Actinopteri, Cypriniformes, Cobitidae. The record is from RefSeq and is a predicted model, not a curated record. Gene Ontology annotation, cellular component: microtubule associated complex. Gene Ontology annotation, biological process: spindle elongation; microtubule-based movement; mitotic spindle organization.